GUGACGUGCACCGGAAAAAGAUAGGACGCAAACGCAUCACGUAAAGCAAAACAGAUGCCACCACAAGCACAAAUCAGCGACCGAGGACGUCAACGGAAUUAGCCAAAGGUCAGCUCACCAGGCGGCAGACAUAGCUAUGGCCCAGGAAACCAAUCAGAGCCCAGUUCCUAUGCUCUGCCCCACCGGCUGUGGUUUCUAUGGCAACCCUAGGACUAAUGGCAUGUGCUCUGUGUGCCACAAGGAGCACCUGUCAAGACAGAACAAUGGAGGAGUCAGUUCUUUGAGUACUGUGGGCAGCAGCAGUGGCCCCACAGCUGAGGCUUCUGCCAUCCAGAGGUUAGAGGCCACUUUGAAUAAUGCUGCAGCUGCUGCAGUCGCUGCUGCAGAGGUGGCAGCUGAGGCCGCCGCCUCUGCUGAGGCUGUUGCCACCGAGGCUCUCAGUGGGGUUUCAACUACCAUUUCUGUAACACAACAGAUGACUGAGAUGAGUCUCUCCUGUGAGGAGAAAGGUGUAUCAAGGAGCAAAGUAGAACUCACAGAGCCAGUAUUGAGUCAGCCCACAUUCUCAACCUCCCAUCCCUCCACUGCUGGCAGUGAGGACUACAAAGCCCCAGAGCCCCCAAAACCCAAGAAGAAUCGAUGCUUUAUGUGCCGCAAAAAGGUUGGCCUUACAGGUUUUGACUGCCGCUGUGGGAAUCUGUUCUGUGGACUUCACCGUUAUUCCGAUAAGCAUAACUGUCCGUACGACUACAAAGCUGAAGCUGCUGACAAGAUUCGCAAAGAGAACCCCGUGGUUGUUGCUGACAAGAUCCAGAGAAUAUGAAGAGGACUCUGUUUGACUUUGAAUGCGAGAGAAUAUGGGAGCGAUUGGCUUUAAAAAAUGGACUUGAGUCCCACCUUCUUCCUGAAGAACCUGCCCCCCUUGUUUGUUACACAUUCAGGACUUUUUUUUCCCCCCAGUGCAUGAAAGUUCACACAUAUUUUCAGCAUUCAUUCUUGUUUGUGUGUGAGUUUAACACCUUUGGAGGGUUGUAUUGAACAAACAAAGUGUGUAUGUGAGGAUGGGAGAGUCCAUAUCAUGGGAAGCGACUGAGAGAGAUUGCUGAAGAAAAAGUCAUUGCCCUUUUAGAAAAUGAUGAUGGCUGCCCAGCCAGUUUUGUGAUCCUCCUGAGAUCGCUUGAACUCUGCCUGGAAAGAGCUUGGGCACUUGGGCCUGUUUGGACUCUCAGACUGUUACUGCUGUUGGCUGAUGGCGCCAUCUCAUCCGUGCUUGCACUCUGCUGGCUUGAGUAGCAAAAUUGAUAUUGCCAUUUUUCCCUUUUUUUUCUUUGUUUGGUCAGAGUUUAACCCUCCUUACUUGUCAGACUUUGCGUCCUGGUAAGUUUUUAUCAACCUGAAAACGCUUCUCUGUGCCGCUGGAAUCACCCCCCCCCCGACACACAGCUCAGACAUAUUGCUAAAGAUACUUUGAAAAAGAGACUUUGUUGCUAGCCCUUUCUUGCUGGCUGACAUUCCUUCCCUUCUGCUGUGUGUUUGCGGCACUAGAAACACAACGUAGUUUGACAGUUCACUUCUAGUUCUCUCCUGUUUUUGGGCUGAAUGCUGUGACCCGCUCUGUGCCCGGGAUCUGGAUGGCAGGCACGUCGACUUCCUGCUCUUUAGGUCUUUAAAACCAUCCACUGAAGUCACGUGAUGAUAUGUGUCACCUGACUGUUUUAACAUUUUUUUUUCUUCUUUUGUUUGUUUUCCAGAAAAGUGGUGUGUAUGCUGUGUUUUGUUGUAUGACAAGUAGCCUAAACUUGUAUUAAUUUUUGCCUUUGGAAGGGUUUAGCUCCACUAAUAUUUUCGUCUUUUACUUCACUAUUGAAUGUUUUCCUCUAUUUUUAAUGUGAGCUGACAAAUUCACAACUUUGGGAGUGUUGGAUUGUUGCAUACUGUUUAUCAAACACAAGUGUGUGUUUGUGGGAGUAGAUGUGGACGGCUGGAGUAUUGUGUGAAGCUAAGUGGUUGUGUGCCGCAGUGACUUAGUGAGACCUGUGUUCGUAGGUUAUUAAUAAUUAUCAGUUUUUGUUGAUUUUCGGUCUGGCUGCUUAAUCUGUUUGUUUUUGUUUUUUUUACCAUGUAGUUAUGCAAGUUUGUACAAACAUCUUUAUUUAUAUACUGCAGUGCGCAUAAUCCUCCAAUAAUACAGAAUAAAUUGUAUGAUGUAAAUAAAUUAUGUUCACAAAUAUAAAA
Molecule: messenger RNA, 2235 nt
Organism: Siniperca chuatsi (mandarin fish)
Lineage: Eukaryota; Metazoa; Chordata; Actinopteri; Centrarchiformes; Sinipercidae
Product: AN1-type zinc finger protein 5-like
Exons: 6
Coding region: 137-823 (228 amino acids)
Molecular function (GO): zinc ion binding; DNA binding
Source: RefSeq, a predicted model, not a curated record